Molecule: messenger RNA, 2974 nt
Organism: Frieseomelitta varia
Lineage: Eukaryota; Metazoa; Arthropoda; Insecta; Hymenoptera; Apidae
Gene: LeuRS-m
Product: probable leucine--tRNA ligase, mitochondrial
Exons: 9
Coding region: 123-2759 (878 amino acids)
Biological process (GO): mitochondrial translation; leucyl-tRNA aminoacylation
Cellular component (GO): mitochondrion
Molecular function (GO): ATP binding; aminoacyl-tRNA deacylase activity; leucine-tRNA ligase activity
Source: RefSeq, a predicted model, not a curated record
UGGAACAUAGCUCCUUUAUAGUAGUUAAAAAAUAUGGCAACUUAUAUUGUAAACACGCUUUAAAUGUUUUAUAUUUAAUUCUAGAAUGUUUAAGUAAAUAUUUAAAUAAUUGAGUUAAAAAAAUGAAGAUCAUCAAAUCAUUUAUGUCAUAUUAUAUGAUUAAUACGUUUUUUAAAAAUAUCAUUUGUCGAUAUGCUUCAUGUGGCAUAAGCCAAUUUUCGAAUAAAGACAUUACGGAUGAAUUAAAAAAAAGUAUAGAAAAAUAUUGGAAGGAUAAAGUUAAUUUACAUCAGUACGAUGAUACAGAUAAUAUAAGGAAAAGAUUUUAUGUAUUGUCAAUGUUCCCAUAUCCCUCUGGAACGCUUCAUAUGGGUCAUGUAAGAGUUUAUACAAUAAGUGACACAGUUGCUCGUUUUUAUAGAAUGAAAGGAUAUAAUGUUCUUCAUCCAAUUGGUUGGGAUGCAUUUGGAUUACCUGCUGAAAAUGCUGCAUUUGAGAAAGGACUUGAUCCAGUUGUGUGGACAUAUGAUAACAUUAAAACAAUGAGAAAUCAAUUAAAUUUGUUGAAUUAUUCUUUUGAUUGGAGUAGAGAAUUUGCUACAUGUGAUCCUGAAUAUUAUAAGUGGACGCAAGAAUUAUUUUUAAAACUUUUUGAUAGAGAUUUAGUUUAUAGGAAAGAAUCAUUUGUUAACUGGGAUCCUAUUGAUGAAACUGUAUUAGCAGAGGAACAAAUUGAUACAAAUAAUUGCUCUUGGAGAUCAGGUGCUAAAGUAGAGAAAAGGUUAUUAAAUCAGUGGUUUAUUAGAACUAUACCAUUUGCUAAAUCAUUAUCUGAAGGUUUAAAUGAUCCAACAUUGAAAGAAUGGAGGGAUGUUAAAACAAUUCAACAAAAUUGGAUAGGUGAUUGUAAUGGCACUAGUUUUGAAUUACAGUUGAUAGGAAAUAUUCCAAAUUAUCCCAAAACAAUAAAUAUUUGGACUAAUCGUCCAGAAUUCAUCGAAUAUGCGAAGUUUAUUGCAGUAUCUCCAAAGAGCUUAUUAAAUAGAUCAGAAUAUUGUAAAAAUGUGGUAGAAGGAAUUCAAAUUAUAGAUGCAAAAGUAGUAAAUCCGUUCAAUGGAAAUGAAUUACCAAUAUUUGUAACAGAUAAAAUUACAUUUCCAAAUUUUAGAGAUACUUAUCUUGGUAUACCUUCUGUCUCAAUGGAUGACUAUCAAUUUUCUGAACUAAUUGGACUUGAAUUUACACGACAUUCAAUAAGAAGUUACGAGGAACAACAAAAGAAAAGAUUAGAAAUAUUAUCCAAAGCUAAGAAGUGGAAAAUUGGUGGAUAUCCUGUUGGUUCAAGAUUACAAGAUUGGUUAAUAUCUAGACAGAGAUAUUGGGGUACACCAAUUCCAAUUAUUUACUGCUCAAAUUGUGGCAUCCAACCAGUACCACAUGAUAAACUUCCUGUAGUAUUGCCAAAUGUAACAUUUUCAUCUUCAAGUAAAAAAUCUAUAUUACGCGAAAUGAAGGAUUGGUUAAAUACUUCUUGCCCGAAAUGUGGAGGCGAAGCAGUUAGAGAAUCAGAUACAAUGGAUACAUUUGUGGAUAGUUCGUGGUAUUAUUUGAGAUAUAUUGAUCCACAAAAUAUAAAAGAAAUGUUUGCUACUAAUAAAGUAAAAGAAAUAUUUCCUGUCGAUCUGUAUAUAGGUGGAAAAGAACAUGCUGUAUUACAUCUAUAUUAUGCUAGAUUUAUAAGUUAUUUUCUACAUUCAGAACGACUUUUACCCACUAUGGAACCAUUUAAACAAUUGCUUGUGCAGGGAAUGGUACUUGGUAAAACAUAUCAAGUAAAGAAAACACAAAAAUAUUUGAAAGCAGAUGAAGUAGAAGAAAAUGCAGGACAAUAUGUAGUAAAGAGUACCAAAGAACCAGUCAUUGUUUCAUGGGACAAAAUGUCUAAAUCAAAAUAUAAUGGCACUGAUCCUCUUGUAUUUGUGGAGAAAUAUGGAAUUGAUACAACUAGACUAUUUAUAUUAGCUGAUCAGGCACCAACUUCGGAUAAACGUUGUAAUCAUGACACUAUACCGGGAAUAUUAAAUUGGCAAAGUCGCUUAUGGAAAACAGUGAAAACUUUCACGGACUAUCGCAAUAAUGUAACCUUAGAAGAGCUCCAAGCACAACCUACUGAUCCUAAAUUUGCACAAGAUGAUGAAUACAUGUUUGAUAGCCGAAAUUACUUUUUAAAGUCUGUAACUUUUAAUAUAAUUGGAUCUCAACAAUUGAGUAUUGCAAUAUCAAGAUUGCAAGGACUUACAAAUAGCAUACGCAAAGUUUCUACAGAAUGCAUGAAAAAAAGUCGUGAGUAUGAACGUGCAUUAGCAACCCAAAUUAUAAUGCUUGCACCAUUUGCACCACAUUUUGCCUCGGAAUUGUGGUCCGCAUUUUCUACGGCCAAACAUCACCUAAUAGAUAAGAAUGAAAUAGAAUUAGAUAAGGAUGUUAUGGAACAAAAAUGGCCAGAGAUAGAUAUAAAUUAUAAAAUGGCAGUGGAAGUCAGAAUAAAUGGUGCACUCUGCACAAAGAUUAAAAUACCCAAGUAUGAAACAGAUAAAUUAUCACUUGAGACAGCUCUUAACUUAAUAGAAAAUGAACCAACUGUCCAAAAACGUUUGAAGAAGCAUAAGAUCGAUGAAUUUAAACUUCUUUCAAGGGAAGGCUGUGAUCCAAAAAUAUUCAUUUCAACAAAAAAAAAUAUAGCCACUGUACCAGUGUGAUCUCAGUUACAUCUUGUCCACCGAAGUCAUAAUAUUUAAAAUUUUUAUCGAAUACUUGACCUAAGAUCAUUACCGUAUCUACAUGAGCUUCUUCCAUGAGCUGAAAUUAAUGUAAUAUAAUAAAUGUACAAAUAUGUACAAAUAUGUAUAAAAACGUACAAAUGUAAUUUUUCUAAAAAUGAGCAAUAUUAUUGAAAAAUAUAUUAUAUUAUAUC